AUGUCCGCCCCAACAGGUAUCCAAACCUACAACUCCGCGCCCGUGAACUCCAACAAGGAGGAAGAAGGCACGCACGCAACAACCUCGCAGCCCGAACCCGCCACAGCAAUCGAGUCACUAGCAAGCGCACCCUCACAACCUCUACCAGCACUCGCAACAACAACAGCAACAGCCACAGCUCCCUCAAAUCCUCCAAUCUACACAACCACCCAGCCACCAGCACCACCCCAACCAGGCGCAACAGCAGUACAGCCGACCCCAACAGCAACAUCAACAGCAACACCACCACCAACAACCUCCUUCCCGGAGACCGCGACAUCUACAACCCAGUCUCCACCUGCACCCCAACCUGGCGCGCUCCCAUCACCAGCAACCGCAUACACAGGACCAGGAACAGCAUCUUCCUCUCUAGUCCCUCCACCACCCAAAGCCGGCGAAGCCAUCCCUCCACCGCCUCCACCAACAGCCCAGCCAACCCAGACAGCCCAGCCAACGCAGCCAAACUACACGCAAUCAUACUCCUACAACCCGCCGCAGCCUACUCCGAACUCAACCUCCACGCCUUAUUCGUCUGUGUACCAGACGCACGCGGGAUCGCAGACGCAGACUCUGCCGCUGCACUACGGUGCUGGUGCUGGGGCUGGAUCUGGGUCUGGUGGCGGGGCGAGUAGUAUCUUCCCCGAAGAGGAGGAGGGGUUUGUGGGUACGGCGAAGUGGUGGAUGAGGUGGUCUGGGAGUAAGUUGGCGGAGGUUGAGAAGGGGGUUUGGAAGAAGAUUAAUGAUAUUCAUGAUUAG
Penicillium psychrosexuale is the source of this 795-nucleotide messenger RNA. RefSeq lists its product as uncharacterized. Lineage: Eukaryota; Fungi; Ascomycota; Eurotiomycetes; Eurotiales; Aspergillaceae. The transcript has a single exon. The coding region runs from base 1 to 795 and encodes 264 amino acids. The record is from RefSeq and is a predicted model, not a curated record.